Contarinia nasturtii (swede midge) is the source of this 976-nucleotide messenger RNA. Its product is annotated as ribosome biogenesis protein TSR3 homolog. Lineage: Eukaryota; Metazoa; Arthropoda; Insecta; Diptera; Cecidomyiidae. Gene Ontology annotation, biological process: maturation of SSU-rRNA. The record is from RefSeq and is a predicted model, not a curated record. The transcript is spliced from 3 exons. Gene Ontology annotation, molecular function: rRNA small subunit aminocarboxypropyltransferase activity. The coding region runs from base 87 to 908 and encodes 273 amino acids.
CAUUUAUUGUCAAAUCAUCGUGUGCACACAUGAACAUGUGUUGUUGAAAAACAAAUGAGUUUACAUUUAUAGAAUUGUUAUUGAAAAUGAAUCGUGCAAAAUCGGGUCGUGGUUCAAGCGGUAGUGGUGCAAAUAAUCGUCGAAAUAAAAAAUAUGCCAAACAAUCACAUCGAAAUGUUGAUCGAAAAUUGGCUGAACGAGCGGCCGAUUUAAAAUUACAAUCAAAUACAUCAUCCAGCGAAAAUGGAUCGUCGUCUUCUUCGUCGGGCUCCGAAUCAAGCUCAGAUGAUGACGACCAAGGUACUGCGCCCACUUUUAAUGUUGCCAUGUGGGAUCUUAACCAUUGCGAUCCGAAAAAAUGUUCGGGACGAAAAUUAGCACGACAUGGUUUGAUCAAUAAUUUACGAUUGGGUCAACGAUUUCCGGGACUUGUACUGACGCCAGUCGGAACGAAUUGUGUAAGUCCAGCCGAUAAGGAAAUUAUCCAAGCGUCCGGUUUGGCUGUGGUCGAUUGUUCAUGGGCUAAAUUAGAUGAGACUCCAUUUGAUCGCAUGAAAACGCCACAUCCACGAUUGCUACCAUUUUUAGUUGCUGCAAAUCCAAUAAACUAUGGUAAACCAUGUCAAUUGAGUUGUGUUGAGGCCAUUGCGGCCGCUCUUUAUAUCAUUGGAUUGAAAAGCGAGGCCAAGUGGUAUUUGAGUAAAUUUUCUUGGGGUCAUUCAUUUUUGGAGCUCAAUGAUGAAUUAUUGGAAAAGUAUUCGUCGUGCACAUCAAGCAAAGAGAUUCUCGAGGCUCAAGAUGAGUAUCUGCGAAAAGCUCAAGCCGAAAAAGAUAAAAGCCGUGAUGAAUUCUUUCCGACAUCGUCCGAAAGCAGCGACGAUGAAAAAGAAGAGGUGAAUGCAUCUUAAAAUCAUCAUAUGAAUCAUUUAAAAUGUCCUUUUUUAAAAAAAUAAAUAAAUAUAUUAUGGAUAUUGUA